Talpa occidentalis (Iberian mole) is the source of this 11075-nucleotide messenger RNA. It is a transcript of the gene TTLL4, whose product is annotated as tubulin tyrosine ligase like 4. Gene Ontology annotation, molecular function: tubulin binding; tubulin-glutamic acid ligase activity. The record is from RefSeq and is a predicted model, not a curated record. NCBI's taxonomy places the organism in Eukaryota, Metazoa, Chordata, Mammalia, Eulipotyphla, Talpidae. The coding region runs from base 1547 to 5119 and encodes 1190 amino acids. Gene Ontology annotation, cellular component: cilium. The transcript is spliced from 20 exons. Gene Ontology annotation, biological process: protein polyglutamylation; microtubule cytoskeleton organization.
AAGAGUGGCAUUGUUUUUGCCUGUCUUUUAAAUGUCUGACUUAAUAGGGAUUUUCAUGUCUGUUUCUGCCCUCAUUUAAUUGUAAUGUGUUGUUUUGAUUGAAUUAUGAAGAAAAUCCAACCUCAGGUUCAUGGUGACAGGUACAGUUUUGCCAGAAUUCUAAUUUUCUCUUGGAAGCUCAGUUUUAUCAUUGGCAACAAAUAGUGUCAGUUGUGCUCUUGAAGUGAUGGGCUUAUUUUGUUUCAUUUUCUAGAAAAUGCCUGCCAAAUACCAGAGUCUGAAUAACCAUCAGUUAUGUGUAACUUAUUCUUUCAAGUAAAUAUGGUGUUCCACAGGAAAAUCUUGCAGUUCAAACACACACUCAGGUGCUUUACUUAGAAACAACAAUCAUGUUCUGUGUGUCAGAUAAGUGUCUUCUCACGUCAUACACAAUAGUACACAGAUAUUACUCAAAGGUUGAGACUUAAUAUAUAAUUUUUACUGUGUUACUCAAGUCCAUUCUCAAGUAAAAGCUGGCAUGUAUUCUUUCACUAUGCUGUGAAGAAUCUUACUUGGUGCCAUUGUCUUAACUUCUAUACUGACUAGUAGUUUGAUUUUCAGGGGACAGGUCAGCACAGUAAAGAAAAGAAAAUCGUGUCUUAGUUUUGUUAUGAAAACAGUUUACUUAGCAGAACCCUUGAAAGUGUCUUCCGGGUCUGCAGACCAUUAUGGAAAACCACAGCUGUAGAAAGCACCUGAGGAGGAGGAGAGCGGUUUCUCUCUGAUUAGUCACUAAUUACAUUGAGCCUUUAACUGUUUUCACUUUUCAGUAAUUUGUAGAUUACCUCCCUCAGCUCUGGCUGCCUUAAACUAGGUUCCCUCCCCCACCCCCAGGUUUGGUAAAUCCUUUAGCAUUACUGAACUGUGUUCUAGGAGAGGUUCUUACUUGAACUUGUGCUUCUGACCCUCCUCAUUAUGACUGGGGUAUUGACCUUCUGUUCUCACUAGAGCUUUUAAAGAAAUUCAUUGCUGCUCCGAUUUUCUUUGGGGAACAUAGCGUGGGAUCUAUCUCACAAGAGAAAAUAGCUCUGAUUCCUGUACUCCAUCCCAUUCUGUUUGCUUCUAGGUACUUCAUUUCAAUCUUCUAACAUACCUAUUGAACAGUUAAAGUGAUCUUAUCAUUGAUACUUUGAACUGUAGACUCUGAACCAUUUCUGAUAUCCUCAGUUCCCCUUGCAACCCGAGGGACCGCUAGAUGGAGGAAGAAAAGGAAACUGCAGAUCCCAAGAGGCACCCACACUCCUGUAACACAGGAGAGUGAUUUAAUCAGCAGCUCCUGACACAGACAUCUUACUCAACCCUGGGUGUCUGUUAAUAGCCAUGGAGCUACUUCCAAAAGGAGGGUGACAUGACAGAAACAUCCCACCUGUUCGGUCCUUGUGUUCAAACAUGCUGCUCUAGGAAGACAGGCUGACGGGCUUCAGGGAUGCAGUUGCUACUACUGGAGGUGCGUGGCAUCUUACCUGAACCAGGUCAUGAAGCCAUGUGGCCAUGAUGUGGACCCCUCAUGGCCUCAGCAGGAACAGAGCAUUACAGUAUUGGCCUCCGGCGGGGAAACAGCUUCAAGCAGAGUGGUCCCUCAGGCACAGUGCCUGCCCCAUCACCUGAGAAGCCCUCUGAGGGCAAAGUCUGGUCUCAGGCCCAUCAGCAGGUGAAGCCUAUCUGGAAGCUGGAGAAAAAGCACGUGGGGACACUUUCAGCCGGGCAGGGCACAGGCUUCUUGGGUGUCCCACCCCAGCCAGCAUAUUUCUUUUGCCCCAGCACUUUAUGUAGCUCUGGGACCACAGCUGUCAUUGCAGACCACAGCAACUCCUGUUACCUGCACUCUCUCCCGGACUUGAUCAGCAAUCCCCUGCUGUACCGCCGCUCCAACUACAGGCACAAACCAUACCAGCAGCUGGAGUCGUUUUGCUUGCGUUCAAGCCCAUCAGACAAAAGACCUUUUUCUCUUCCUCAACAGAGCCUCCCUGUCAGUCUCACUGCCAAUAAGGCCACCUCUUCCAUGGUUUUCCCCAUGACCCAACCCAUGGCAUCCUUAUCCACAGAUCCAUACCUCUCGCUGGGAGCAGCUGGGGAAAACCCUUCAGGGAAGAGCCUGGUCUCUGCCAUCUCAGGGAAGAUCCCAUCUCCAAUCUCUUCUUCCUACAAACCCAUGCUAAAUAACAACUCCUUCUUGAGGCCAAAUAGCACUAAAGUGCCUUUAUCGCAGGCCGCCGAGGGCCUGAAGCCAGUAUCUUCACCCAAGAUCCAACUUGUCUCCUGGCAUCACUCAGGGGGCACCGGAGACUGUAUACUCCAGCCUGUUGAACACAAGGUUUCCCAAAGUAGUGGCACUAUGCUAAAUGAUGCCCCUACCCACAAUAUCCCAACUACCCCUAACUCCUUCAAUACUUCCACCACCAGUGUUGCCUCUUCCUGGUAUAAUCAGAGUAGCCUGGAUGGCAAUUCUGCUUCUCAGGCUCUGACUAAGGAGGUUCGAUUCACUGAGGCUGUAAGGAAGUUGACUGCAAGAAGUUUUGAGAAGAAGCCAAGACCAAGCUACCAGUUUGAACAGUCUUUCAUGAAUCCCAGCUUGCAGUGGACGCCCAUCAACAAGAACAGACAGUGGAAACCUGUGAUAGGCCAGCAGUUUUCUCAGGAGGAUGCUGGAGCAGACAGUAGGAUCCUCUCUGGGUCCUCGGACACCUUGGAGUUGGACAGUACAGUCUUCUGUACUAAACGUAUCAGCAUUCACCUCCUUGCCUCUCACACCAGUGGGCUUAGUCAUAGUCCUACCUGUGGCUCUCUGCCUGAGCGCAGCUCUCCACCACUUGAAGAAGACAAAACUCUGGCUCUGCUUUCACCACCUCAGCCCCUUGGCAUUGCUGACAUGACUACCUGCCUCUCUUCCAUCCAUCUGAGCCAACUUGGGAAGGAGGGGCCUAAGGUUUCCAGAGAGCUGGACUUAGCUGCUAGGGAUGUUGGUUCAGCUACCGACCUUCAGCUAGACCGGGUGGAGGCUGAAGAUUUAGAAGAAGAGCUUGUUGAUGGUUUGGAAGACAGCUGUAGCCAUGAUGAGAAUGAAGAGGAGGAAGACGGCGACUCAGAGUACUCCUCAUUCAGUGGUGUCUCCCCCAGCGAGUCGGUAGCAGUGAUCUCUCGGAACUGCACGGAGAUUCUGACCCAACCCCUUUCCACUGAGAAAGUUGUCCGACCAGCUCUCAUCUAUAGUCUCUUUCCCAACGUGCCCCCUACCAUCUAUUUUGGCACUCGGGAUGAGAGAGUGGAGAAACUUCCCUGGGAGCAGAGGAAGCUGCUUCGGUGGAAGAUGAGCACAGUGACCCCCAACAUUGUCAAGCAGACCAUUGGACGGUCCCACUUCAAAGUCAGCAAGCGAAAUGAUGACUGGCUAGGCUGCUGGGGCCACCACAUGAAGUCUCCUAGUUUCCGAUCCAUUCGGGAGCAUCAGAAGCUGAAUCACUUCCCAGGUUCAUUCCAGAUUGGGCGAAAGGACAGACUGUGGCGGAACCUGUCCCGUAUGCAGAGCCGCUUUGGCAGGAAGGAGUUCAGUUUCUUCCCCCAAUCCUUUAUCCUGCCCCAGGAUGCCAAGCUCCUGCGGAAAGCCUGGGAGAGCAGCAGUCGCCAAAAGUGGAUUGUUAAACCACCAGCAUCAGCCCGAGGCAUUGGCAUCCAGGUCAUUCACAAGUGGAGUCAGCUCCCCAAGCGAAGGCCUCUUCUGGUGCAGAGGUACCUACACAAACCCUACCUCAUCAGUGGCAGUAAAUUUGAUCUGCGAAUCUAUGUUUACGUCACCUCCUAUGACCCACUGCGGAUUUACCUCUUUUCAGAUGGACUUGUCCGCUUUGCCAGUUGCAAGUAUUCCCCUUCCAUGAAGAGUCUUAGUAAUAAGUUCAUGCACCUGACCAACUACAGUGUCAAUAAAAAGAACACGGAGUACCAGACCAAUGAAGAUGAAACUGCCUGCCAGGGCCACAAAUGGGCAUUGAAAGCUUUGUGGAAUUACCUGAACCAGAAGGGCGUCAAUAGUGAUGUCAUCUGGGAGAAGAUAAAGGAUGUUGUUGUCAAAACCAUCAUUUCGUCAGAACCCUAUGUGAUCAGCCUGCUGAAGAUGUAUGUGCGGCGACCCUACAACUGCCACGAACUCUUUGGCUUUGACAUCAUGCUGGACGAGAACCUCAAGCCUUGGGUCCUGGAAGUCAACAUUUCCCCAAGUCUCCACUCUAACUCUCCACUGGACAUCAGCAUCAAAGGCCAGAUGAUCCGUGACCUUCUGAACCUGGCGGGUUUUGUCCUGCCCAGUGCAGAUGAUAUUGCUUCCAGCACUAGCAGCUCCAGCAGCUCCACCACCAGCCUGCCCAGCUCCCCCAGGGACAAAAGUCGAAUGGCCCCAGAGCACUUCACUGCACAGAGGAUGAAGAAAGCCUACUAUCUGACCCCCAAAAUUCCUGAUCAGGACUUCUAUGCAUCCGUGCUGGAUGUCCUGACACCAGAUGACGUUCGGAUUCUGGUUGAGAUGGAGGAUGAGUUUUCUCGCCGUGGUCAAUUCGAACGAAUUUUUCCUUCUCGUAUCUCCUCUCGUUAUCUUCGCUUUUUUGAGCAGCCACGAUAUUUCAACAUUCUCACUACCCAAUGGGAACAGAAGUACCAUGGCAACAAGCUAAAAGGAGUAGAUCUGCUUCGGAGUUGGUGCUACAAAGGUUUCCACACAGGAGCCAUCUCUGAUUCUGCUCCAGUAUGGUCUCUCCCGACAUCACUUCUCACUACCCCAAAGGGCGACAUGAUGUUCAAUACUUUCUCUAAAUCAGAGACUGGCAAGCCCGGAAAACAUAGCUCCUCCGAGGGAAGCGUACCACUCUCUGAAGAUGGGAACUCUCCCAAGCCCAAGAAGACCCAAGCUGGCCUGUCCCCUCUCCCCAAGAAACUCAGUUCCUCAGUCGACGGUGAGGACACCAGCAAAGAGCCCAGCCACUCUGCCCAGGUGUUACCUGUGAUCAAGUACUCUGGGCGGACUUCAGGACUCUCUCCUUCCCCAGCCUCCCAGUCUACGAGUGACUCACUCCUGGCUGCUAUGAGCCCAUGACUGGCCUCUCUCCAGUAGCCCCUGUCCAGGAGCACCAGUGUUAGCUACCUCACAGGAACUGGCCAGCCAGCCAGCCAGCCAGCCUGAACCCCCACCCCCUCCACCUUGCCCGUCCUCAGAAUAUUUUUUGAAGUCGUCGAAUUGCAGAAGAUGGGUAUUUGGAGGGGUGGUAUGGAUGAAGAGAAGGUGAAGGAGGUUUACCCUCUUGUCACUUUCUGCCUGGCUGGCACCGCAUAUCUCAGCAGAGAAGCCAAUUAUGGCCACUCAGCCUUAUAAAACAGGGUUUGGUUUCUACCUUCAGAGAGCCAUGUGUGGUUUGUUUGGGGCUUGGAUGCAGAGAUUGAAUUAUAACUCAAGAGGAGAAAACAUACUGAACGAAUUUAGGCCAGAAGUCCUUUUGUUCUAUAAUUGAGGAGAUUCCUCUGAAGGUCCUCAUUUCCUCAGGUCUCACUUCCCCUACCCCACUCCUCGACCUGAGGAGCCACUUUCAGAAAUCUUCAAACUUGCCCCAUUAACUAGGCAGGGAGAGACUGACAUGAUGACCUGUUUCCUAUUAUCCUUGUCUUGGGGCUUUACCACCUCCAGACCACCUCUCCUUUCAUAGAUCCACCAGCAACCUUUGGUCUUCCUAUUCUGACUUCGUAUCGCUACUUGUUCAACAUUCUAGACUUUCCUCUCAUGAAUGUUAUUAACCUCUUUAGCGCUUGACUUUCUGUGAGACGAGAGGUUCUAUGAACUUUGUGGAUUUCUCAUCACCUCAAUGAAGGAGCCCAGAUAAUCCCAGUUACUAUUGUCUGUGUUUAUCUAAAACAGGACACAGUGCUGGGGGAGGGUGGAAGGAGUUGAGGUUUCCUCACAACACAGGAAUUCUUAGGUUCAACUUCACCACCUUCACUGUGUGGUUAGCAGGGUCUGGCCCAUAGGUCGCUGGGGCAGGCUGGGUCUGGUGGCUUGGGGGUGGAUUUCAGGAGCAGUCACCACUUUAGGAUACACUUCAAUGAGACCACUGACUACACUCUAGUACUCUUAACUGUAUCUACCUCCCUCCCUAAGACUUGGUAAAUAGUGAGUGUUCAAUAAAUGUUGACUGAGCGAACUGUACGAUGGAGAUCUCGAAGGACAAGCACCUGAACCAGAAGCUCCACUUCCCCUCACUCCAGGGGCAAAGUGGAGCCCAGGGAGAGCACACAGUGGGGGAAUUUGAAUCAGAUGGUGGGGGAAUUUGAAUCAGAUGGUUUUCACUUCAACUAUGCCCUUUCCGAAAGCAGCACUUCCCAGUUGCCACUCGCCUCCUCCCUAGCCCCUUCAAUCCCUUUAUUUCAUUUUUCUAGCAUCAGGGCCCAAGAAGAAACCAAAUAACCCAUCUCUGAUACCCACAUUUUCCUUUCUGCACAUAUGGAGGAAGCUCUGCUCACAGGCUCACUCUGGUCUCUCCCUUCUUUCUUCAGCUUAAAACUACUGAUUCUUUGCGUUCUGAGAAUCCCCAGACUACACAAUCAAUCCAUUUCCAUUCCUGUACCCCAUUGCAGCAUCAUGGGAAUGAAGGUAUUGGAGUUGGGGGUGGACUGAAGAAAUUAUGACAGUGAUAAAAGUAUAAUGUCCUUAGUAGUUUAUAAUGAUUACUUUUCAUUGUUACCACAGUCGAGUAUCUGACAGAUCUAGGUGUUUUGCUGGAUGGGAGAAAGGAAUGGGGCUAAUGUAUGAAAUUGAAAUUUGGGAGUAGGUAGAGUCAGUCUUUCCAGAACAUGUCAUUUGUCUUCCUAAGUUAAGAACUCUAACCCAUUUCCUGUUUGGAAUGGGAGUGAGUGCUCCUGAAUUGAGGAAAUACAGGGUUGCAGGGUAUUUUUGGAAGAGUGGAAUAAGGACUUAGGUUAGGGGGCAAGGAGUCAUUAUGCAUGUUUACUUCAAAUUUGCUCAGAGAUUAUUUAGAGUGAAGUAAUUUAGAGGGAAGGGAUGAUACUGAUAAGACAAGAACAUGGGCCUGAAGGCUGACCUGGGGUUCGUAUCUUACUUUUGCUCUGUGACCUUGGGUCUGUCAUCUAACUUUUUUGGUGUCUUUUAAAAACUAAUGUGAAUAUAAUAGGUACAUUGCAGGUUCGUGAAAAUUAAAACAUGAUAAAACCAUUUAGGGACAUAAAGGGCCCUUAAUGAAUGGUUAUGCCUUUCUCUGUUAUCUAAGCCCUGUUUCUGGGGUAGGGAAAGGCAGGUAAGAAAUGUUAAACCCUUUCCACAAGGGAAGUGAAGCAGCUGUUGAGAUGUUUUAGAGGUGAAAAAGUCCAGAACACUCCCGGCUUCACACACACAUAAAUGCACACACCUGCAUGCAGAAACACUAUCAUUCAUUCCACUGUUUUUGCUGAGAACAUUUUCCUUUGGUUAAAUAUUUCACAGAAUGCAAAUUCCCUGAAUAAGGAAGGACAUUAACAUUAGAUAAAAGUGAAUUGAGUGAUAUUUUAUUCGGUCCUAUCCCAAGAGAAGCUUUGAUACAAAAAGGAGAGCGAGGCAGUAAUUACAUGGUGACUAAAAAAGGGAGGAGAUAAGUGCAGAAGAAAGUGCUUAGAGCUUGAACUGGUGCUGUGGCCAAGGAACAAUCUAGAGAAGUUGCCUUCACAGGUACAUUCUUAGGGAUUCAGAAUAUUUUAUUUAGGGUGGUUGUCCCUCCCAGAAAAUGACUGCCUUCUGGGUCCAUCCAACACUGAGUCAAUGAAGGUUGAUAAUCCCAGAAAACUCCCAUUUUCCUCAUCACUUGAGUUACCCAAAUAAGAUCCCCACCAACAGCAGCCAGAGGACCUGCCCUCCUGGGUUCCUCUGAAUUGGUUCUCCAAGACCUUGUCUACUGCUCUCGUCUACUGCUCAAAUCAGCCCUCCAACUGUUUUGAGACUUAGAAACAGAGUUUUCAGAGCUGUGUGACUGAGGCGGCUCCAUUGCAUUCUGCUUAAGGUCCUGAUCCUGCUUAACCCUUGUGGCAGAGUAUGUCCGCUCAUUGUCCAGGGGUUUGUACAAACUCAUCUGACUUGACCUUUCAUCAGUUUGGGGCAAUGAAAGCUGCAAGCAGUCUUAGGAUGCUCUUGGCAGAUUUCUUAAAGGUGAAAGAAUACAAGAACAAUAGGGCAGUUUUCUAAAACUCACUUGUGCCUUAAUUAUUAUAAUGGACUGAGACACAUGGAAUGCUAAGAACUCAUGGGAAAAAACAAUUUUGAAAAGAUUUCUGAAUUGUGGGAGACCAAAGUCUGCCUCAGGGUGGUUACGAGGGUUAAAUGACGAAGAGAGGGGAAAUACAAGUAAAGCACCCACCAAAGUGCCUGAAAUACAUAGUGCAGAUUCUAGGACAAUUAAAAUCAGCACCACCAAAACAUUUUCUAUAAUAACAGCAUGUUAACCACAGUACUACAAUACUCCUACAGUAGUAUAGUGCUAUUAUAAAACUGAUAAAAGUACACUUUGAGUCUAUGCAUGGGAUACCAACUAUGAGGAUUUAAUCAAGAUAAUUAGCUUAGAAGGACUGGGACCUUAGCACUAGUAGUCAGGGAGGUGCAUUUAAAAAUCUAAUGACAUAGUCGGUGUAUUUGCUUGGCUGAGGGGCCAGUGGGGCUAAGCCUCUGCCAUCUAGGAUUAUGGCUGAACCUUUAAAUUAGAAUCCCAUCAAUGCUGAACUGUAGAGCACCUUGACUCAGCCUUGUUUCUCUGGUCUCUGCCCUGUCAAGUGCUAUCAAGGCAGGCUAUAAAGUGCUCCCCACGUGGCACAGGGGCACAUUGGACUGGGGCCUGAGCAGGGAACCUCUUACCCAGAGAAACCUGAAAAGGGUGCUGCCCCUUGCAUGUUUUUGGGGUACCUGGUACUACACUAUUCCUUUUUAUACUCAUUUGUUUAAUAUUUCAGAUAAUCUAGAGAUAAGCUUAACCAAGAUAAAACUUUAAUGAUAUUUUUAAAUGUUAUAAGAAUAAACAGGAAAAAAAAUAAAAUUCUCUAAUAAAGCAAAAAUACCUCAUGUCUAAUAUCUGUGGUAUGUUAUAUUUUUAAAAACUGUUCUUAAAGAUAACCUGCUUCUGGAUUGGGCUUGCUACAUAGCAGAGUAGGUCCCUUACUGUGAUCUAUUGAAGCCCUGAACACGACUUCGGGGUUGGGGGGCACUGAAAAAAAAAAAAAAAACCUAAGCUAUGAGUCACCAUGUUUGUAGUAAAAUUAAAAUGGCUCAAAUAGAGACGAAAAUUUAAAGUGUCAAUGUGGAGCAAGUAGUUCCUAUGUUGCUAGUGGGAAUGCAAUAUAGUACAUUCGAAAAGAGCUUGGCAGUUUCUUAAAAGUAAAACAUGCUGUUAACAUACAACCUGGCAGUUCACACGGGCAGGCACGUGUUGACAGCAACUUUAUUAAUAACAGCACAACCCAAAUAGCAACAAGUGAAUGAAGUAAAUUGUGGUUUAGCUAUUCAAUACUACUUAGGUAUAAAAAAGGAGUAAACGGAUACAUACCACAAUGGAGAUGAAUGGCAAGAGCAUUAUGCUAAGGGAAAGAAUCCAGAAGCAAAGCACUGUAUUCUUUGUGAUUCCACUUACGUAACUUCUAGAAAAGGCAGAAAAGUACGGGCAGAAAGCUUAUGAGGGCUUGCCAGGGACUGACUGUGCAGGGACACACUGUAAAUUUACCUUGGCUGUAGGGUAGGUACAGCAACUCAUCAAAUUUACCCCUAAUAGGGGUGAGUUGCAUGUAAGCAGCUACAGCUGACUUUUAAAAAAGGAUGAGAGGGGGCAUCCCUGGUGGCACAAGGGGUUGAGCACCACACUAUCAAGCAAAACGCAGCCUCUGCAGCACACAUUCGAUCCCCGACACAGCCUCUAGCACGAGUUCGAUCCCCGACCGGCCAGAGAGAAACCCACGUGGCGAAACAGACCUCUCCCGCCUAGCCCGCUGCUCCCCUCAGCAGUGUAUUUCAGUACAUCUGCCUGUUCUGCUCCCUAAUCUGUCUCUGGUGAAUCCUCUCACCCCCUGCACCUCUGGCCUGUACCCCAGGUCUUAUAUGCAUAAAAAUAAAUCUUUUUUAAAAAUAGUAUAGCAAGAAAAGGGGGAAAAGGGAAGUUUCUGGAGUGGUGGCAAUGCUCUUGAUUGGGGGUUGUUUACAUAGGUGAAAUACUACUUAAAAUAUCAGAGUGCAUUUAAAAGCUGAGCAUUUUAGCAUUUUCUUUUUAAUUUAUCUUUUUUAUUGGGAUAACAUUGGUUUAUGACGCUUGAUGACAAUAGGGGUACUGUUCACACCUCUUCGGAUGUGUGGUCCACACCACCAAAGUACCAAUAAUCCUCCACUAUUGUCCCUUGGGUCUCCUGCCCUUUUUGCACCCCACUCCCUCCCACUCUAGUAGCCUCAAUUCUGAGUCAGAUUUUUAGGGUUUGUUUUGCUUAGUUUUGUCUGUUCUUUGUUUUGUUUCUUUAUAUUCCAUGUAAGUGAGAUCAGUCCUUACUUGUCUUCCUCGAUUUAUUUUGCUUGACAUAAUCCCCACCAGUUCUAUCCACAUAUCACAAAUGGCAAGAUUUCAAAAGAUAACAUUUUCUUUUUAGAAACUGAAGUAAAACUGACAUAAAACUAACCAGGUUAAAAUGAAUGUUUCAGUGGCAGUACAUUCAUGAUGGGUGCAACCACAUCACCUCUUUCUGAAAACAUUUUCAUCAAUCGAAAGGGAAACUCCUGUCUCCCUACUCCCAGCCCACUCGGUUUUCCGUUUCUGUGUACUUACCUGUUCUGGAUAGAUGACAUAAAUGGAAUCAUAAAAUAUGUGGUCUUCUGGAUCUGGCUUACCCUUUGCCUGUUUUCACAUUGAGAAUCUUACAUAUUUCAGAAGAAAAGUCAAUAGUCACUAGAAAAUAUUCUAUACAUUUUAUUAAUAUGUGUGAAAGUGUCUCCCUACAACGGUCACUUGAACAAAAAAAAAUUGAAGUUACCAUUUUUGAGUUUCUAUUAUGAU